GGAAGCGCCGCCGGGAGGGCGGCAUGGCGGAGGCGGCGGCGGCCCCGCUGCUGGACAGCGUCCUCCGGGACCUCUACGACUUGGGAGAGACCCCGGGGAGGCCUCAGACGAAGCCCAGGAAGAGAAGGGGGAGCGCGGAGCGGCGGGAGGCCUCGGGCCCGGAUGGUCCCGGCACGGGCGCGGCCGCCAAGGAGCCCGGGCGCCGGCCGAAACGGAGCCGACACUUCUUCGAGGAGCUGCGGGGCGAACUGCGCAGCGUCCAGGGCCCGGCCCCGGACCCCGUGGCCCCGGGACCCCCGGAGGGCGGGAGCCGGCCGGUGCCCGUGGUCGAGUUUUGCAGCCGGAAGAAGCGGCAGCGGCCACAGCCUGAGGUGGGCGGAAAGCCCCAGGCCCCAGCGCCACAGACCAAAGCCAGCGUCCCGAAGAAAGAAGGGGGAGAGCCGGUGUUUGACCUGGAAAAGGCUCGUUUGGAGGUGCACAGGUUCGGGAUCACUAGCUAUGGGAAGUGGAAGGAGCGUGUCCUGGAGCGGGAGCGAGCCAUCAUGCUGGGGGCAAAGCCUCCCAGGCGCAAGUACGUGAACUACAAAAAGUUGCAGGAGAAGAUCAAGUUACAGAAGGCGGCUAAAGAGCAAGUCAGCAGAGCCUUCACGGAUCCGAUCCGGGGCCCAGCCACUCUACAGAAACAGCGGAAGAAAGGACAGAAGGAGAGGAAGCCCAAGAGGAAACGUGCUCCGAGCGCACCGUCCGGAGCCCAGGAGGGUCAAGUGGGGAAAUUCCGGAAUGGGAUGUUGCUCCUCAGCAGCCAGGACAUCCAGAAGAUCAAUUCUUCCCGCGUGGUCAGAUGAGGAAGGUCAGUCGGAGGGAGGGGCGGACAGAGCGCCGGGACCGUCCCUGCCACCGCGGGGGCCUCCGCCCGGCCAAGAUCCCCGACUCGGGUCAUCUACUCCAGACCGGUCUGGCCCAGCCCGGCAGAAACCACCGAGCCUGAGUGUGCCGCCACCACGGACCAGGAGAGAGAGGGAGUCUCCAGGACCAACUGAGUCUGUGCUUUGGACUGUUUCAGCCCGUGGGGCCAGGUUGACUGUUGUUAUUGUCGUAUUUAAGCACUCACUACGCGCCAAGUACUGUACUAAGCGCCGGGAGAGAUACCGGCUAAUCAGGUCAAACAGUCUCAAUCCCCACUGUACAGAAGAGGAAACUGAGGUACAGAGAAGUGAAGUGACUUGCCUCCACGGUCACACAGCGGACAAGUGGCGGAGGUGGGAUUAGACCCCGGGUCCUCCUACUCCCAGGUCCGUGCUCUGUCCCCUAGGCCGUCCUGCUUCUCUAGUACUCACGCUUGUCUUGACGGAUUCCGUUGAAAGUGUAUUAAAAGUGGGUUUCAGACGUG
Molecule: messenger RNA, 1390 nt
Organism: Ornithorhynchus anatinus (platypus)
Lineage: Eukaryota; Metazoa; Chordata; Mammalia; Monotremata; Ornithorhynchidae
Gene: FSAF1
Product: chromosome 19 C1orf131 homolog
Exons: 7
Coding region: 24-845 (273 amino acids)
Source: RefSeq, a predicted model, not a curated record